AUGGCAACGGGUGAUUUGAGGGGAUGUCUCCGGAAACUGGAAUUCCAUCUCCGCUCCCUGAAGUAUCCCAAAGAGGCUGAUUACGCUGGUUUGGCCAAAGGUGAUCCAUCAGCCUUUUUACCCAUUGUGAGUUACGCCUUUGUAUCCUAUUCAUCAUGUGUUGCUGAGCAUCUAGUAGAAUUUGGAGCGGAACUUGCUGGGAAGAACGACCAUCGGUUUGUUGAAUCUGUCUACAAGGUGCUGCGGGACCUCUUCAAUUACAAGCCGCUUCUGACCAAGGAGCAGUUUCUGCAGUUCGGUUUUUCGGAACGAAAGAUCAGCAUUCUCUGUGACAUCAUUGGCUUUGUGACCGAAAAGCACAGAGAGCUCUGUAAAACCAACAAGCCUAAGAGGAAGCCCCAUUUGCCAUCCUCUAAUCCACGCUCUGUACCCGAGGGUCCCGCUCUUGAGCCUGACUUUGUAACGUCCACGGCACUGCCAGAGCGACCCCCUAAGAAGCCCCUGGUGGAGAGGCACGUGGGUUUCAGCCUGCCAGCUCGGCCCCGCACCUCCUCAGACGAGUCGGCCUCCGGGGAGCCGGAUGGGGAGGAGGAGGAGGAGGAAGAGGAAGAGGCGGACGAAGGCUCUGAAGCAGAAGUGAUCUCUGCACGCUUCACCGCGGGUCCGGCGGACCCGGCCGUGGAGCAGAGGCUGCAGGCCCUGGAGCUCCAGCUGCAGGAGUGUCAGCGGAAGCUGGGGAUGCUGCAGGUGUUGAAGGGGAGGCUGGAACACCUGGAGCGGGACAUGGCCGGGAAGAUCGUCAUCGACCGGCAGGACUGGGAGAACCUGGAGAGCCGGGUGCUGCUGCUGGAGACCAGGCUGGCACUGACCCCAGUACAGAAACCCUCCUCGCUGCUCAGCGGUACCGCAAAUCACGAAGGAGCUGAUGCAGCAAGCCAGGAACCAACCGAGACGAGCGCCGAGACGCCAGAGGGCCUUCCUGCGGGCGGGGCCGGCGCGUCCCCCCACGCUGCCGCCAUCAAUCCCCGUGUUUUGACAGCGGUUCCAAAGGAGAACAUUACGGAGAGACUGGAAAGAAUAGCCAGACUGAUGGAGGACACGACCAGCCUUCUGAAAAGUGGGGAGCCCUCCAUGUAAACACAUCCAUUGUUUUGUCCAGGG
Messenger RNA from Megalops cyprinoides (Indo-Pacific tarpon), 1161 nucleotides. It is a transcript of the gene cep44, whose product is annotated as centrosomal protein 44. The transcript has 10 exons. Gene Ontology annotation, cellular component: spindle pole; centrosome. Bases 1 to 1137 code for a protein of 378 amino acids. NCBI's taxonomy places the organism in Eukaryota, Metazoa, Chordata, Actinopteri, Elopiformes, Megalopidae. The record is from RefSeq and is a predicted model, not a curated record.